GAGAGUGUACCGGAACUAUUCGUACAAGACGAGGGGAGCUGGAAAGGAUUCAGACUUGAAGAUGAAUACAAUGAAGAGUUCUGUGAAGGUACUUCUGAAGGAGUUAGGGAAGAUUCUGAUGCCAGUGGGGAUAUCCUAGAACAGCAUGCAGUCCACGGCAUCAAAAGAACCAUGAGCUACCCGGAUCGAGUUCGGAUACUCAACUUGCGCCGGAACUUGAACCAGCUUGACAGCCUUGCCAAAGAAAAGAAUAUAAUCUUUCGAAAAACCAGGGAAGAACUAAAUGCCUGCCAGUUACGGAUUGAGACCCUGACGAUGCAACAAAAGGACAUUGAGAAAGAGAUUGAGAGAGGGAAGGCAGCUGGAAAUAGUGCCGCCGUGUUCCGCCUACAGGCAACGCAGAGGCGCUUGUGUGGUGAACUGGGAAAUGAAAAGGACCUGGAGUCAAACAUUGCUGCAAUGCUGAAUGAAAAUGUUGUUUCAAUGGAGCCCUACCAGACGGCCACAAUUUGACCUGCUUCUCAUUCCAAAAUGGAGGGAAAGGAUGGACUAACU
Messenger RNA from Eublepharis macularius, 555 nucleotides. RefSeq names its product cilia- and flagella-associated protein 74-like. The transcript is spliced from 6 exons. The record is from RefSeq and is a predicted model, not a curated record. Bases 172 to 513 code for a protein of 113 amino acids. NCBI's taxonomy places the organism in Eukaryota, Metazoa, Chordata, Lepidosauria, Squamata, Eublepharidae.